Messenger RNA from Drosophila elegans, 555 nucleotides. RefSeq lists its product as uncharacterized. The record is from RefSeq and is a predicted model, not a curated record. The coding region runs from base 310 to 495 and encodes 61 amino acids. NCBI's taxonomy places the organism in Eukaryota, Metazoa, Arthropoda, Insecta, Diptera, Drosophilidae. The transcript has 2 exons.
AUCGGAGUAGGAUAAACAAAAAACAUACCAAGUAAAUUUAUUUUUUUGCGGAAAACGGGAAUCUCCCCUUAACAAAAUGUGACCCAUUUUAAAAGUUAAAUCUGGUCUCUCCGAAAGUCGUCAAUAUGAUUUUACUCUAUUCCAAAGAGUAGUAACACACUCGCAGGCCAUUUGCUGAAGGUUCCGAUCGUUAAUCCACAGGAAAGAUGUCUUGGAACGCACAUUGUUAUUCGGCACACUAGAGACAGGUUCUACAUCGAUAUUGCUGGAGUUCGAGCGGAGCUAAAUUAUUCCCUUAAAGAUGGUGUAAUGACAAUCCAUAGCACCAAAGUUCCAAAGGAGUUGGGAGGACAAGGCAUCGGAAAGCUGUUGGCGAAGGCGGCGCUGGACUACGCCUUAUUGAAUGGACAAUUUAUUGUUAUCAAGUGCCGAUUUGUUCAGCACUAUAUUGACAAAUAUGAACCACAAUACGCGAACUACAUACUGGACAAAUAAAUAGUUUAUUUCGACUUUAUGCAAAUUUACAAAAUAAAAAUGAAAACAAUAGAUUCGCAA